AUGCCGCAGCGCCGGCUGGCCGCCAGGCCCACCAGGCGACAGGGGGCGAUGCGGGUUGCGGCCGCCAGCGGCGAGGCGCUGGUCGUCGGCAGCUCUGGCCAGACCGCGGCGCGCGUGGUGGUCAGCCUGCUGCGCGCCGGCUUCAAGGUCACCGCGGGCGUGGACACUGACAUCGACGAGACGCGGGAGGUGGUGCAGUUUGCCAAGAAGCUGGAGAUCCUGAGCGCGGGCGAGGCCGGCGGGCUCAAGCUGGCCGAGUUCAACCCGCUGGAUGCCGACUCUGUGGGCACCGUGCUCAAGCGCGGCGCACGCGUGGUGCUGGUGGCGGGCGACCAGGCCGGCAGCCGCCGCCCCGACAUGCGCAUCUACGACGCGGUGCUGGAUGCUCUGCUGGAGAACGGCGGCCGCAUCGGCCAGCUGGUGGUGGUGACGCCGCUGGGGGGCGGCGGCACCGCCAUGUUUGGCGGCGGGCGCGGCGGCGGCGGCAGCCGCCUGUCCCCGCUGGAGCAGCGGGUGGCCAGCAGCGGCGUGCCGUACCUGCUAAUCCGCGCCGCGCCCUCUGACCGUGUGACGGACCGGUAUGGCGAGGAGGCGAAUGUGGUGGUGGAGGGCGUGGGUGGGCUGCCCGCCGGCCUGUCCGCCUCGCGCUCCCAGGUGGCCGCCGUGGUGGCGGCGGCCAUGGCCCAGGCCCGUGGCAACGCUAUCAUCGAGGUGGGGGCCUCGCCUGCUGCACCCUCCGUCGACCUGGCCAGCCAGGUGGCAGAAGCGCUGGCCGCCGGCCAGCAGGUGGAGGAGGAGGAGGAGGAGGAGGCGGCAGCCCCCGCCGCCAUGCCCGCCUUCUUCACCAUUGGCGGCAGCAGGAAGAAGCCGGCGCCCGUGGAGGAGGAGGAGGAGGAGGCACCCGCGCCCGCCAAGCCAGCCUUCUUCACCAUUGGCGGCAGCAAGAGGAAGGCGGCGCCGGUGGUUGAGGAGGAGGAGGAGGAGGCCCCUGCCAAGCCAGCUCGCAAGCCUGCAUUCGCCAUGUUUGGCGGCGGCGGGACCCGCAAGGUGGUGCGCGAGCCCGUGGCUGCGGAGGAGGAGGAGGCGCCUGCCAAGCCGGCCCGCAAGCCUGCAUUCUCCUUUGGCACCGUGCGCAUGAGCAAGCAGCAGAAGGCGGCAGCCGUGGAGGAGGAGGAGGCGCCGGCGCCCAAGAAGGCUUUUGCUUUUGGCACCGUGGGCAGCCGCGCCAAGCAGCAGACAGAGGUCGAGGAGGCGCCCGCCACUCGGCGCAUCAUCCGUGGCCGCAAGCCCGUGGCAGCAGAGCCCGAAAAGCCUGCCCCGCGUGCGGCACCAAAGAAGGAGGCUGUCAAGGCGGAGGCGGGCGCGAAGAAGAACGGCAGCGGCGGCUUCCUGGGCUUCCUGGGAGUCUCACAGGAGACCAUUUAUGCCGAUGAGGCGUGA
Molecule: messenger RNA, 1440 nt
Organism: Chlorella variabilis
Lineage: Eukaryota; Viridiplantae; Chlorophyta; Trebouxiophyceae; Chlorellales; Chlorellaceae
Exons: 5
Coding region: 1-1440 (479 amino acids)
Source: RefSeq, a predicted model, not a curated record